Meloidogyne enterolobii is the source of this 363-nucleotide messenger RNA. Lineage: Eukaryota; Metazoa; Nematoda; Chromadorea; Rhabditida; Meloidogynidae. The record is from the annotation of a GenBank genome assembly.
AUGUUACAAUCAAUAAAAAAUUUUACUUUAACUAAAUUGUAUGAUAAAAUUAAAUUACCCAAUGAUGAAUUUCAACAAUGGAUCACUGAUCUCGGAAUGCUUCAUAGAAAAAGAACAUGUGAUUGUGGAAAAGAAAUGCGUAAAGAGAAGCGUGGACAAAAUGGAAGAUGGAUAUGUAUCAAUAUCAAGAAAUUGUUGCUUGCAAUUCAAGAUUUGUUGGUUAAUCCAAAUCUGGAAGAUCCUCUUCAAACUGAUGCGUGUCAAAUUUAUAUUCAAAAUCGUCAAGAUUAUAAUCGUCGUGUGCGCGAGCAGGCUCAACGUUAUUCUCGAGAAGUGGUUCAAUUGGAAAUGUUAAAUUAUUAA